This is a messenger RNA of Aspergillus pseudoviridinutans, 1143 nucleotides long. RefSeq lists its product as uncharacterized. Gene Ontology annotation, biological process: protein phosphorylation. The transcript is spliced from 2 exons. Lineage: Eukaryota; Fungi; Ascomycota; Eurotiomycetes; Eurotiales; Aspergillaceae. The coding region runs from base 1 to 1143 and encodes 380 amino acids. The record is from RefSeq and is a predicted model, not a curated record. Gene Ontology annotation, molecular function: ATP binding; protein kinase activity.
AUGACUUCGCUGACCAACGACAGCCGCCCAUUGCCUGACCGCCCCAACCCUCGAUCAAAAGCCAUGUUUGUCUUUCUGCGACUUGCCUCAGCAUCGCCCCAGGCGUACACUGCACUUUACGACAUCGGUCCGUUUUGGUUCAGCGGAACAAGUACGGACACCCAGUUGAAUGUUUAUGUCUCGGACAAACAUUAUCAGAUUGAGCUUUCUGCAUCCAACUUUGAGGAUUCGCCGACGUUGCUGAGCGAGUAUCUCCGCCAUAUCGAGCGUGUUGACCCGGAAAAUUUCAAAGCUGACGAAGAGGAAGAGGAAUCUGGUGAUCCUCUCGAAGAUCUGCAUGAAUGGGCGCUAACGCCUUUCCUCCCUGUCUUUCAGACAGUCUUCCCUCUCGACCGUACUCGGAAGUACACCCUGAAAGAUUGGCUGUCUGCUGAAACAUUACGUUAUACGUUGGUCAUAGUGGAAGGAAAAUUGUCUCCAUCGAAGCUCGACCCCCUCGAAGGACGUUCCAUUGGUGCUUCUUUCGCACCUUCGGAGCGGGCCAUAUAUUCAGCAUUUCCGAUCUAUCGCCCAGAUGAGGUACGGUUGCCAAUCGAUGAAGAUUCCCGUGGGCUCCCCGCGAUACCCCACAAGGUAUUUGUCAGCGGGCACGUUCAAUUCUUCAAGCUUGUCUUUCCGGGUGAUGUGAAUAGCACUCUCCGAGAAUUCAAUGCCUAUACGAAAAUUCGAUCCGCCGGACUUGAUUCCUCAGUUCGCACAUCGAAGCUAGAUGGCGUGGUUGAGGAUAACGGUCGUGUCAUCGGGUUACUUUUGUCGUACAUUGACUCUAAGGUCGGAACCUUACUCUGCGUCGGAAAAGAUCCCGCAUAUUCCUCCUUCCGACAAAAAUGGCUCGACCAAAUAUCUCAUUCACUUAACAGUCUUCAUGCGCACAAUAUUUUAUGGGGAGAUGCCAAGCCGGACAACGUCCUUAUCGACACAAAUAAUGACGCUUAUUUGAUUGAUUUCGGCGGUGGGUAUACAGUGCCGUGGGCAGACGGCAAGAAUGAAAAUAAAAUCGAAGGUGACAAGGAAGCCUUUGAGAAGAUUCGUGAUUUCCUACUCAAGGAAGAUGACCCUCCUCAUUCAAGCCACCUCCCCUAG